Molecule: messenger RNA, 6164 nt
Organism: Anopheles coustani
Lineage: Eukaryota; Metazoa; Arthropoda; Insecta; Diptera; Culicidae
Product: cadherin-87A
Exons: 20
Coding region: 1-6126 (2041 amino acids)
Biological process (GO): homophilic cell-cell adhesion
Cellular component (GO): plasma membrane
Molecular function (GO): calcium ion binding
Source: RefSeq, a predicted model, not a curated record
AUGUUACCCCGAUGGAAAACCUUGCUGUUGGUCCUGACGAUUGGCCUCCUGCUCGAACCAUGUCAGUGCAACCUGCCACCGAUUUUCACCCAGGACAUGAACAACCUGGCCCUGCCGGAGACGACGCCGGUCGGGUCGGUCGUGUACCGGCUCGAAGGCUACGACCCGGAAGGCGGUAACGUUUCGUUCGGUCUGAUCGGUUCGGAUAACUUCAUCGCCGAUCCCGUCUCCGGCGACGUGCAGGUGAUCAAGGAGCUCGAUCGUGAGGCACAAGAUACACUCUCUUUUUCCGUCUCCAUCCGGGACCGGGUCAGUCCGACCGGUAUCGAGUCCGAAAAUGACAACAUCGUCAACGUACCGAUCACCAUUAUUGUGCUGGACGAGAACGACAAUCCUCCCGAGUUUCAGAACAUUCCGUACGAAACGGAAGUGCUCGAAAACGCCCGACCCGGUACGACGGUGUUCGACGGCAUCCUCGUCACGGACCGGGACACCGUCGGGGAGGAUCUGGACGUCGUGUGCAUUCCGCAGCCACAAAAUCCGGAUGCAUGCGAAAAGUUCUCGAUCGAGGUGACGAAAAGCGAGCAGGACCGGCUGACCGCGGCGGUGGUGCUGAAGGAACCGCUAGACUACAACGAUCGCAUGAUCUACCAAGUGCUGCUCGAUGCGAGCGACGGCCUGUUUAACGCCAGCGCGGGUCUGGAGAUUCACGUGCGGGACGUACAGAAUGCGGCACCGGUCUUCCAGGGAUCGCUGGCGGCCGUCAUCAACGAGGACAGCCCGAUCGGCACGCUGGUAAUGGUGAUCCACGCACGGGACGGUGACCGUGGCCAACCCCGGAAGAUCGUGUACGAGCUGGUGACGAAUCCAAUGGAUUACUUUCUGCUUGAUAAACACACCGGAGAGCUCCGGACGGCAAAGCCAUUGGACAAGGAAGCCCUACCGGACGACACGGGCCUGAUCAUACUGACCGUGAAGGCGCGCGAGGUAGUGGACGGAGUUCCAGGCAAUGACAACCUCACCGUCGCCACGACCCAAGCGUCGAUCACGAUCCGCGACGUGAACGACUCGCCACCGAUGUUCAACAAAACCGAAUACUUCGUGUCGCUGUCGGAGAACACGGCCCCGGGAACGCCGCUGCCGCUGGAGAUCACCGUGCGCGAUCCGGACGUGGGCGAGAACGCGGAGUUUGCGCUUCGCCUCAACGACGUCUCCAACGUGUUCGACGUCGAGCCGAAGCUGGUGUCCGGUUCGUCCCAGAUCAGCAUCCGGGUGGCGAACGGGUCGCUCGAUUACGAGAAUCCCAACCAGCGCAAGUUCAUCGUGCUGCUGGUGGCGGAAGAAACGAAGACAAACCCCCGGCUAUCGUCCACCGCCACGCUCACCGUAUCGAUUACGGACGCGAACGAUAACCGGCCACUGUUCGAGCAGGACUCGUACUCAACCAGCGUGUCCGAAACGGCGCACGCGGGACAGCUAAUUACGACGAUCACGGCGAAGGAUCUGGAUUCGGGACUUUUCGGUGAUCAGGGCAUCCGCUACUCGCUGUCCGGCACCGGAUCGGAGUUGUUCCACGUGGACGCACUCACCGGCGCCAUUUCGGUGGCUGAUUGUCCUGCCAACCCCGCUGACCAAGCUCAUCUGAGUGCGGUUCGAAGACGUCGCCGGCAGGUACCCGCCCGGGCGAACCUACGCCACGAGUAUGCCGAUGUGAACCACCUGAACGCAUCCACUUCCGGAGGAAGCAGCGUAGAGUACAUGACGUACCGCAUUGUUAAUAACGGAGAGUCGAACGAAUUCCACGACGUGAGUGUGGUCGCGCCACCCACCAUCUCCAAGCUGUACGAGGGUCAGGAAUCGGAGGAACGCUCCACGACGACGACGACGAUGCCAGACCAGUCGACGUCGGACGAGUCCGACCACGGUCUUCCGACGACGGUCCGCAUUGAGCCACUGCAGACAAACGAUAUCCACCAGCAUCCGCUGCGGACCGUAUCGGAGGCCGCCGGGCCUGGCCGAGCGCCCUGCUUGGACUACGAAUCGCAAUCGGUGUACUACCUUUCCUAUCGCGCCACCGACGACGAGGGUCGCGGCCAAACGUCCGUGGUAUCGGUUCGCAUCAGCCUGCUCGAUGCCAACGACUCUCCACCGGUCUGCGAGAGUCCACUCUAUCGGGCGUCAGUUGAUGAAGGUGCCACCUUAUUCGAACCACCACUCAUUAUAAAGGCUCGCGAUCCGGAUGUUGUGUCCGAAAUCAACUACCGCAUCAUCGGAAACGAGGCCGUCACACGCCACUUCGAAAUCGAUAAGCGCACCGGUCAGCUGACGAUAUCGAAAUCGGUCGCCCUGGACGUCAACCAUCUGAAGUCGGAAAAUGUGUUCUUCGGCGUGGAGGCCACCGAUGGACUCUACACGACGCUGUGCAGCGUGAACAUUACCAUCCGGGACGUGAACAACCAUGCGCCCCUGUUUGCUCGGGAACACUAUCUCACCUCGAUUGAGGAAAACCUACCAAUCGGCACUGAAGUGGAACGGCUGCAGGCGAUCGAUUUGGACACGGGAAUCAAUGCAGACAUCAGAUACCGCAUCCAGCAAGGCAGCUUUGACGACUUCGCGAUUGACAACAAAACUGGCGACGUAACGAUCGCCCGCAAGCUGGACUACGAUCGGCGCAACACGUACCAGAUGGAGAUCGUGGCGGCGGAUCUGGGCACACCGAGUCUCUCCGGCACCGCAAUGCUCAUCGUCAGCAUCAUCAACAGCAACGACAAGGCGCCGUACUUCACGCCCACCACCCAGCGGGCGGAGGUGAGCGAGGACGCCCCGAUCGGUACGCUGGUGCACACCCUAGUGGCCGUCGACCCGGACGUCGCGUCGAGCGAGUCGCUGGAUUACGCUGCCACCGAGCCCAUCACGGCGGUGGACAAGAACGGUAAGGAGGUCGGCGAGAUGGAGGACUUCAAGGACAUGUUCCGGAUCGAUCGGUCCGGGAAGGUGUUCGUGAACCGACGGCUCCAGCGGGACAGCUUUGCGGUCAUCCGGAUAAAGGUACUGGUGACGGACACAACGGCACCUUCAAUACAGCAAGGCGAAGGGCUGCUCAUCAUCACGAUUACGGAUGUUAAUGAAGAGCCACCGAUCUUUGCUCCGCCAUGGACCCCGGACAGUCCCACCUAUCACUUCCAGGUGGUUGAGGAACAACCGGUCGGGACGAUCCUGACGACGAUCCAAGCAACAGAUGCCGACUCGACGAUUGCCGAGUACCGGAUGACAGAGAACGGCUUUUUCGAGAUCAACAACGCGACAGGACUCAUCCAGACGAGGACGCGCAUCGACUACGAGGCGGUGCCAGUGGUGCAGUUCAACGUGACCGUGGUCGAUACGGGCGUCCCGCAGCUCACCUCCACCGCCCAGAUCACGGUGGACGUCGUCAACACGAACGAUAACGAUCCGGUGUUCGAGCAGCCCGAGUACUCCAUGCAGGUGCGUGAAAACAGCCCCGUCGGCACGCUGGUCGGGGUGGUGCGGGCGAACGAUGCCGACGCCGGUCAGUACGGCCAGCUGACGUACGCGAUCGUGGGCGACCACAGCGGGAACUUUGCGAUCGAUCCGGAUACUGGCGCCAUCACGGUGCACAAUGCGUCCGCGCUGGAUCGGGAGGUGGAACAGGAGGCAAGCCUGACGGCGAUAGCGACGGAUCGAGCCCCGGAAGCGACGAGACGAUCCACCACCGUCCCUGUGCAGAUCGCGAUCCUCGACGAGAACGACAACGAGCCAACGUUUUCCCAGCAGAUCUAUUACGCGACGGUUGCGGAAAAUGCAGCGUUGCAUCCGCCGGCGGCCAUCUUGCAGGUCACGGCGACAGAUCCGGACGAGGGCGCCGCAGGAGACGUCAAGUACGCCAUACUAUCCGACACCGUCGGGGGCAUCUUCCGGCUCGAUGCAAACUCGGGCAUACUCUAUCCCGGUGCCAGCUUAAUUGGAAAAAGCGGUCAGUACCGCAUCGAAAUUGAGGCGCGAGAUGGACUCGGUUCCGGACCGCACAGCGACACCGCCACCAUAAUGAUCGAAAUCCAGAGUAUCAAUCAGCAUCGGCCCGUGUUCAUCAUGCCGGCGCUCUCCAACGCCACCGUCGAGAUACCGGAGAACCUGGCCACCACCGACUAUCUCGUAAUGACCGUCAAGGCAACCGAUAACGAUUCCGGCGCCAACGGCAAGGUGCUGUACUAUCUACAGGUGAACAACCAGAACGUGCAGGAAACGGAAGAGUUCAGCGUGAACGAGAUGUCCGGCGAGCUGCGUAUUCGCCGGCAGCUCGAGCGGAAGCGCCAGUCGCGCUACGAGCUGAUACUGGUCGCCCGGGACCAGGGGACGCCGGCCUGGUUCGAGACGUUGCGCUUCCUCACGGUGCUGCUGGUGGACGUGAACGAGAACUAUCCGGAGUUUCCGGACGCCUCGAACCCGUACAAGUUCUUCAUCACAGAGAACAGUGCGCGCGACAUACGCAUCGGUAAGAUACAGGCCUUCCUGGAUGGGCCGAGCCCACCCAUCUUCUACUACAUGCUGCUCGGCAACGAGGACGGUGCGUUCUACGUGGACAAAACGAGCGGCGACCUGUACACGAACCGCUCGGUUGACCGCGAGGAGCACGACGAGUACAUGCUGUACAUUCUGGCCAGCAAGCAACCGGAUCUGUACGUGAGCGAGCACGAGCGUGUCCUGCUCGCGACGGAGCAGCUGGAGCGGAACGCGACCGUGGCCAAAGUGUGGGUGCACGUGCUGGACGUGAACGACAAUGCGCCCGUCUUCGGGCGCGACCUCUACCGGGCCGGUAUCAGCGCGAAGGCCUCCAUCAACGAGCUGGUGGCGAUCGUGAACGCCACCGACCGGGACCUGGGGGUGAACGCGACGCUGGACCUCUUUAUCCGCGGCACCUUCCUGUACAAGGACGGUGCGAGCAAAACCACCGGCAGCAUCGUGCCGAGCCCGUUCGCCAUCUCGAAGGAUGGGCGCGUGGUGACGGCGAACUAUAUGGCCGAGUACAACCAGGAUCGGUUCGUGCUGGAGAUCGUGGCGAAGGAGGUGGAAUCGCCCGAACGGGAGGCGACCGCCCGCGUCCACGUGUGGGUGUUCAAUCCGGAGCAGCUGGUGCGCAUGAUUCUUUCGCGACCGCCGGCCGAGGUCCACCAGGACCGGGAGGAGAUUGUGUCCGAGCUGGGAAACGCGACGCAGCGGCUGAUCAUCGUGGACGAGAUACGCUACCACGUGGACAGCCUCGGGCGCAUACGGAUGGAUUGGUGCGAUAUGUACUUCCACGCGGUCGACACGACGACGCAGAUGAUUGUCCCGGUGGAGGAGAUCCUCCGGGAGAUCGAUGCCAAGUAUGACUUCCUUCAGGACUACAAUGCGGGAUUCUCCAUCAUGAAUGUUGUCCCGGCGUACGCCACUACGGCGCAGGACAACUUCGACCUAGCGCUGGCCGCACUGAUCGCCCUGCUUAUCGUACUCUUCGUUGGAGCGGUUAGCUUUAUCGUUCUCUGCUGUUGCCUAAAGCAUUGGACUAUUACGAUACCGAGCGAAACACGGCGUAAAGAUGCACUGAUCAAGAAGCAGAUCAUAGAGGACUUAAACACAACGGAAAAUCCUCUUUGGAUCGAGCAGAAGCUUAAGCUGUACGAAGAGCAGGAGCUGACGAUGCAGGUGUUUUCCGAGCCGGAAAUGUCCCAGCAGCAGUCGAUGAACAACUCCAACAGCUCGCAGGACCCAUCCUCGCAGCUUUCGCUCACGCUUGGGCUCGAGCAUCAGCUGCACCAUCCGGCGUCGGUUCCGCUCGGCCACCGGAGGGACUCGUACGACAUGUCACAGGCCGGUGACAACACGUACGCCACCAUACAGCCGCGAAACUACGGUCCCAGCAAUCUCAGUACGGUGCUGGGCAGUGGCCUAACACCGACACCGGCCGGGGUGACCGGCACGAGUGCGACCAGCUCGAGCGAAGUCGCGGACUACGCCACGUUACGCAACAACCGAGCGCCAUCGCAACUGUUCGAGUUCCGGGGCUCCACGUUCCAGGUGCAGCAGCCCGGUGGAGGUGAACAGCCAGACUACGUCACGGAGCUCAUGUAGGACGAACCAUGUCACCGCACCCGGCAGCGACGACAUCC